AUUUCUGGGAAAGGCCGACCGUGAUCAUGGGUGACGACGAACCGCAAUGCCGCUACUGCUUUGGCGACGAGAUCGAUGGGCCGUUGAUUUCUCCAUGCAGUUGUGCUGGAGGGCAGAAGUUUGUGCAUCUCGCGUGCUUGCGCCGGUGGCAACGCAUGGUCCUUGUGGCGCAACCGACGCACCCUGCGUUUUACACAGACGAUAAGCGCCAUCACAUAUGCAACGUCUGUCUUGCGCGGUACUCGUGUCCGCCGCCGUCGCGAGCAGAACUCAUGGAAUCGUUCACGGGGCCAGAAAUCGCGGCAUUGAUCGACGAAGGUCGACUCAUUGCCGCGAGUCCUCAGUUCUCCGACAUGUUGGCCGCCGAUCGAAACGAAACGGAUGCGCGCUUGCGGCGACGUGGGGACGAUAGCUACGACUUUUGGUUCCACGGAGUGUACCUCAUCACCAGUGUCAAGGAAGACACGGGGGAAUUGGAGCUGCCAUUGACGUCCAGCGACAAACUCGAGUCCGUGCGUCGCCAACUCACGCGCGACAAUGCUUCCAACGAGGUCAGCAUCGACGUCCAGGGCACUCGGUUUCUCCUCGCCCCCAAAGGAUCGCUGGCGGACGUAUCUCCUUCCGACUUGGGGACUGCGCUCGAUGCCUUGUGCGCGCCCGCAACGCUCGUGCUCGUCCCAAGCACCCCCCUCUCCUGCGGAGACGACCACGUUGCCGCCGUGUGCAUUUCCCGCCUGUUGGCUCCGGCGUCGACCCGCUUGCAACGCGCGGAAGCGGCGGUCGAACGCGCCACCUCGCGCCUUCGUCAGCACUACAGCAACGUCGACGGGGCGUUGGUCGUGCAGCAUUAUGCCGGCGGCCCAUGCGAUCAGUAUGCGGUGUCGGCCUGUCUAGUCCGGGGGGGUACCGGGUGGACGGUGCUCACAGACCUGGACGAAGCCGUGGCGCUAGCAUAUCGCCGUCGGGAAAGCACCCGCCAUGGCGACGUGAGUUCGGGUCUCGGGGUGCGCCUCUGCGGACUUCAGUCACGUCCGGACCUGAACGGCCUAGUGGGCAUGGCGCUUCGCUUCGACGACAAGGCGCAGCGGUGGGAGGUGCGCGUCGCCGGCACCGGCGAAGGCAUCAAGCUCAAGCCCAUUAACAUAACGCUGCUGGAGACCGAGCCGGUGCACUUGUGGGUGUUUUGGGGCGACGCGCAGUGGACCCGCGCGCAGCUGUUGGGGGAGAUCGCGCGCGGUAGUUGGGGGCUGUGUCGCGCAGACAUUGAGGACCUCCUCGUACCCGUGGGCGAACGAUGGAACCAGCUUAAAGCGAGCAACCGACUGGCGUUUGCCCCCGUGUCGGAAAUGAGCGAAGAUUACAUCCGCCACGCCACGGAAGAGAUGCAACAUGCGCGUGUGAAUGCGCUCGCGGUGAUCGAAGCGACGCGUGAAGGCGGGUCAGCCGACGACCAAUGAAGAUAAAGCCAUCCCCCUACCUAUAUUGUUGGGUUGCUAGUAUAUAUCUAUAUAUCUAUAUACAUCCUACUUAUUCCUAAUCCAAUGGAUUGCAUAUUCGAUA
Molecule: messenger RNA, 1560 nt
Organism: Aphanomyces astaci
Lineage: Eukaryota; Oomycota; Saprolegniomycetes; Saprolegniales; Verrucalvaceae
Exons: 2
Coding region: 27-1457 (476 amino acids)
Molecular function (GO): zinc ion binding
Source: RefSeq, a predicted model, not a curated record